AUGGCAGCUUCCCUCACCAAUGGCAAUGGCUCCUCAAAGUCCUUUCCAAUUGACAUAGACAAGUCACGAGAGCUUGUCAACAGCCGCAUCGAUAGCCUCAGCGAUGAGCUCCGCGAAAAGAUCAACAAAGUCAUCCACGCCAACCCAGAGCUGGGCUACAAGGAGGUCAUUGCCCACGACACCCUCACCUCGUACCUCGAGAACCUCGGUUUCGCCGUGAAGCGCAGCACAUAUGGCCUCGAGACGAGCUUCGAGGCCACUCUUGGCGAGGGUGGCCGCCAGGUAGUCAUCUGUGCCGAGUACGACAGUUUGCCUGGCAUAGGUCAUGCGUGCGGGCACAACCUCAUCGCGACGUCUUCCAUGGCGGCUUUCCUGGGCGCGUCACACGCCAUGACGACGCUCGGUGUCCCUGGCCGCCUCCGUAUUCUCGGCACCCCAGCCGAAGAGGGCGGUGGCGGCAAGGCCGUUCUCAUUGACAACGGGGCCUUCGACCCGCGAGAUGAUGUUGCUGCCGCCAUCAUGGCACACCCAUUGGCACAGCAUUCUCUGCCCGGUGCGGCGUCUGGUCACACCGGACUUGCAGGUCUCUUGCUACUUGCCAGCUUCAAGUUUCAGGUCGAGUUUCGAGGCCAGACGGCUCACGCCGCCGGAGAACCUUGGAAUGGCACAAACGCCUUGGAUGCAGCAGUGGCAGCGUACACCAACAUGUCAAUCCUCCGGCAGCAGAUUCGUCCUGAUGAGCGCAUCCACGCCAUUAUAUCUGAGGGUGGCGUUGCGUCAAACGUCAUACCCGACUUUACGAGCAUGAGCUCGGCUGUCAGGGCCCCGACGAUGGCUCGCGCCGAGAAGCUAUUUGAGCGGGUCAAGCGAUGCAUCGAAGCGGCCGCGCUGGCCACUGGCUGCACGCAUAAGAUCAUCAUGACGCCAACGUACGCCAGCCUCAGGGCCAACGAUGCGCUGUGUCGCUCGUACGCAGAGGACAUGGGCCAGAUUGGCGAAAAGGUGCAAGUCCACCAAGACAGCCCCUUCACUGCAUCAACGGACAUGGGCAAUGUCUCGCAGAUUGUACCUAGCUUUCACGGCGCAUUCGGGGUUCCUACAGCACCAAAUGUAGCCAUACAUAGCCCCCAGUUCACGGAAGCGGCAGCCACGGAUGAGGCGCACGGGGCUGCCAUUCGUGCCGGCAAGGGUAUGGCCAUGCUAGCGCUGCGGGUCCUCGCGAAUGGCAACCUGGCCGAUGCAGCCAGGAGGGACUUUGAGAAGCCAGACGAGAUCUAG
Purpureocillium lilacinum is the source of this 1278-nucleotide messenger RNA. RefSeq lists its product as uncharacterized. Lineage: Eukaryota; Fungi; Ascomycota; Sordariomycetes; Hypocreales; Ophiocordycipitaceae. The record is from RefSeq and is a predicted model, not a curated record. Gene Ontology annotation, molecular function: dipeptidase activity.